AUGUCCGCACCGCGGCUUAAGGCAGACUACCGCGCUCCGGAUAUCUCCGAGACCUUCACAUCAACGGUGCCAUCUCCUCCGGCGGACGGGACGGUCCAGGAUGUGGCCACAAAGACAGCAUAUCUCUCUGCUCUGCGGUCCGGCGUUACAGAACUGCAAGGCAACGUAAACACCUUCUUGACGCAGAGGAUGGAAGACGAGAAAGCAGCACAAUCAGGAGCGACCGCUUCCCGUAAGACCAAGGAGGAACGAGAGGAGGAGAUGUAUGGCGAGGAAGACCCGGAGGAUGCAUGA
Molecule: messenger RNA, 294 nt
Organism: Saxophila tyrrhenica
Lineage: Eukaryota; Fungi; Ascomycota; Dothideomycetes; Mycosphaerellales; Extremaceae
Exons: 1
Coding region: 1-294 (97 amino acids)
Source: RefSeq, a predicted model, not a curated record